UACUGACUUUAAGAGUGCGGAGUGCUGCUAAGUACCAUUGAAGUGAAGGGGAAACAACCAGUUAAUACAGGAUACAACGUACCUGCCACCACCGCCACGCCCAGACACGCACAACAGGAAAAGGGUGUUUGGGAUUAAGAGAUGGGUUAGAAUAGGGCAUUUCAGGGAUAGCAGAAUAGUGGGAAUAUCAGCAGAUUUAUACUUUUAUGUCUUCCCAAAUGCACAGGGACUUAGGGAAUUUUGUGUGUUAGGUUGGGGAGAGCAAAUACAAACCACCUAAUAUUAGUUCAGUCCCCAAAAUUCAUGCAAAAUGACGCACAUAUUUGAUUUUUUUUCUGGCCACGUGGCUGGAAGAAGGAUAUCAAUACUCAGUUUAACGAAAUGUUUAAUCUAAUUAGAUUGGGCAGGCUCUGAAGACGCCCCUUAUUAAAGCAACCUGCUAUCAGUCAGUCUUUUAGACAUAAAGGCCAAACUAACUGCUUUGCUUCAGUCUCACACACAUAUUAAUAAAAAAAGCAUAUCAGAUCUAAAUCUAACCAAAUGUAACCUGUUAGAUAGGGUAACUACCUCAAAAGUAUGGUAAAUACAAGAGACUAUCUUAUAUUUUGACUAUGGCUCUUAGAAGACUGACAUUAUUCAGUCAUGUCAGAGAAGAGGCCCUAAACCAACCUGGUGAUUGGUUGGCUGAAGCAAUAGAUGCACUAUGUACAGUAGGAUCCACAAAUACCUCACAACAAUAAAAUGUAGGAUUUGUUCACAUCAGUCAAUGAGAAACACAAUGAAGCAGACUAAGGCAAGUUUGGUUAAAUCUAAAAAAAAUAUACUGACACUAUUGUUAAUUUAUAACAGGUGGUGCAGGGAUUGAAAAGAUCAAAUAAUGAAAUAUAAGACAGAGAUAACCAUAUCUAUUUGCAUUAUAUUCUAUGAAACUGCAGUUUAGUGGAACAGGAGUUAGAAUUUAAACAUUAUAUCAGUACAAAGUACAAAUCUAGUUGAAAUCCAAAAUGAACACCAUAUUCUACUUAGAACAUUGUCUCAUAAUUUAAAUUGGCUUGUUACCAGGACCAGAGAGAAAUUCAACACAUUAUUGAUGGUUACAGAAAAAUCACAUUUAUGAAUACAUUACACAUUUUAAGUCACAGGAAGGUGAUCAAGAGAGAUAGCAUGUUGUCUUAAGCAACUCAGAAAUUGCAUGCAACACAAUUGUCUUGUCCUUGAAUCUUCAGCUUAUUUAUAUUUCUUGUUUGAGUGGCUUUUUUGACAAAGUUGCAUGGUAGAGUUGAUGUGAUCUUUCAUAUCAGUAGUUCGCUUUUUAUUUUAUAAUGCAUUUCCUGUUAUAAUGAAUGUAUUGCUUAUAAAUUUGAUUGGCUUUCUCAUCCUACUUAUUAUUUGUUGUUGAAUGUGUGUGUGUUCCACUUCUUUUUUGCAUGGUUGUUGUUGCAAUAUAAAUUCUACCCUUUAAGUAGUACACUUUGUCUGUGCCACCCAGCUGUGACGCACCAGGAACCUCACCGCCACACUCAGCAUGUCUCAACAGCGAUUGGAUUUGCCGUAUUUGGGUGAACCUGCUCAAGCAAGAUUGAUGCCGCGCUCAAUAGCCGGCAGUGUGUCAGCGCUCUCCACCACCUCAAGAAUCUCAAGAGUAUCUCAUGCCACUACCAUCCGCUCUGUGGCUUCCCUCACAGGCACACUUAAGACCAGGACUGGCCUGUCCAUCCCCAUUCUCCCUGAUGCUUUCAUCACCAAUGUGCAGCGAGGCUCCUUGAUUGCUGCCACGUAUUCUAUAAUUCAAGGACUUUUUGCCAUGGUGACUGGAUUGUUUGACAUCUAUGCCCUGUUUCUUGCUGCACCAGGCUCCAGUCGCUAUGGAUUCUACUUGUUCUCCUAUGACUUUGUGUAUGCAGGCAAUCAAAAUGUACGGAAUUCUUUGAUGUUGUUUGGAGGAAUAACUGCAGCUGGAGGACUGUCUCUCAUUGUGACCAGUGUGCUGUUGCUGCAAGGCCUCAGGAAGGAAAAUGAGAUGCGACUGGAGCCCUGGAUCUGGUGCAUGGCCAUCUUCACAGUGUGGCGGUCGCUUGUCAUCAUAUAUGCAUCAAUUGUCAAUGAUAUGGUCUUCACCUACCAUAUCCUCAUGUGCCUGCUCUGGAUUCUCUUUAUCCUUGGAAAUGUGUAUGCCUGGCUGGUUGUCCAUUCCUUUUAUCAUGAGCUGUGUGAAGUUACUAAGCUGGAGGAUGUUGCUAGAGUCAAGAUGGAGACUAUGAGCACCAUGGGGUACAGUUGUCCUACCACUCCUGGAGCACAAUCCACUUAUUCCACACAGAUGGAUUAUAAAGUCUAGAAUCUCUAUCUAGAUACAAUGUGUCCACUUAUGGAGGUAAUGAGCUCAUUUACUGCUUCGCGACCUACCACUCCUGGCACAAAGUCUGAUGCCACAUCCAAAAUGAUUGCCUGAGUAUUACAACUCUUAAGAAUCCAUUAUGGUGCAGCUUGAGAGUUUUUAAUGUUUGUUUGAAAAGCACAAACUGCAUUUGUAGAUCUGAUAAUGUUAGAAGAGUCCGUCCACAGCAUGAUUUAAGAUUUGUUUUAGUCUAAUGAUGUCACAUCUCAAAGUUUUAUUUUAUAUAACACUUAUAUAUAGAUUGGUAAAUAGAUAGAUAGGUAGAUAGAUAUCCUGAUUUGUAAGAGUUCAGUUGUUCAUAGUUGUGUAGUAACUUACUAGGUUAGAUACAAAAGACUUGUUUUCUUGGAAACUGCAGAAUUGUAACUUAUCUUCUAUCUAGAAACCAUUGUGGUGUGUGUUUGGCUCACAGCUGAAAGGUCCAGUAUUCAGAUCCUCAGUCAGGCACAUACUUAUGAGGUUUUCUGUAUUAGGGCUCAUGUUCACCUUGCAUAAUAGAUUAAUUAAAUUGUGACCAUUCAAGAAAGGGAACCAGCAACCUUCCUCGUAUAUAUGGUUACCAUAUCAGAAUUUUAGUUUUUUGCUUAAUACAAAGAGUACGUAUUCAAGGUGUGUGCACUAAUACUUGCAGCCUUGGGCCAUGCCUAUUAAGGAACAAAGUAUAAGCUAGGUUGAAGUUUAACAGUUACAGUUUUGCCAUUUCCAAGAGAUGUGUUAGUUCAUAAGAUUUCAUUCCAUUCCAUAAGGAACUUAUUCAGUAUUCAGUGCACAGAAAACAUAUUUUAGAAUCUUUAAUGGAUUCAUUUUGGUAGUAUUAACAUAUUUAAAUUAAUCUCUAACAAAUAAACUGCCAACAACGUCCAUCCAAACAGUCCGUCCAUGAAAUUAUAACUUAUUUUCUCAUGUAUAUUUUAAUAAAUGUAAUAAUUCUUA
Molecule: messenger RNA, 3331 nt
Organism: Scylla paramamosain (green mud crab)
Lineage: Eukaryota; Metazoa; Arthropoda; Malacostraca; Decapoda; Portunidae
Gene: pasi2
Exons: 7
Coding region: 1526-2338 (270 amino acids)
Source: RefSeq, a predicted model, not a curated record